CCUUGAUGUGAGAAGAAUGAGUCGUUUAGAGGGUCUGAAGGCCAACUCGUCUCAGUUUACUCUAGAAGGAGAGCCUUUCCGCAUCCUGGGAGGCUCUGUCCAUUACUUCCGUGUCCCCAGAGCCUACUGGGAGGACAGGCUGCUGAAGAUGAAGGCCUGUGGUCUCAAUACACUCACAACAUAUGUGCCAUGGAACCUCCAUGAGCCUGAGAGGGGAACAUUUAAUUUUCAGGAUCAGCUGGACCUUAAGGCCUAUGUCAGUUUAGCAGCACAGCUGGGUCUCUGGGUUAUACUGCGUCCUGGACCUUACAUCUGCGCUGAAUGGGACUUGGGCGGGUUGCCUAGCUGGUUGCUACAAGAUGAAGAGAUGAAGUUGAGGACAACUUAUCCUGGAUUUGUGAAUGCUGUCAACUUAUACUUUGACAAGCUCAUCUCAGUUAUCAAGCCUCUGAUGUUUGAAGGAGGCGGCCCGAUCAUUGCAGUCCAGGUUGAGAACGAAUACGGCUCAUUUGCAAAAGAUGACAAAUAUAUGCCAUUUAUAAAGAAUUGUCUCCAGUCCAGAGGGAUCAAAGAGCUUCUGAUGACUUCAGACAACUGGGAAGGCUUAAGAUGUGGAGGGGUGGAAGGAGCUCUAAAAACAAUAAACCUUCAGAGACUCUCAUUUGGAGCCAUCCAACAUUUGGCUGACAUACAGCCCCAGAAACCUCUCAUGGUAAUGGAGUACUGGUCUGGAUGGUUUGAUGUCUGGGGAGAACAUCAUCAUGUGUUCCACGCCGAGGACAUGCUGGCUGUGGUGUCCGAGAUCUUGGAUCGAGGCGUUUCCAUUAAUCUGUACAUGUUUCAUGGCGGAACCAGCUUUGGCUUCAUGAACGGCGCAAUGGACUUUGGCACCUAUAAAUCUCAGGUCACCAGUUACGAUUAUGAUGCUCCCCUAUCUGAAGCUGGGGACUGCACUCCAAAAUAUCACCACCUGAGGAAUUUAUUCAGCCAGUACCACUCUGAGCCUCUUCCUGGAGUGCCCUCUUCUCCGGAGAGGAAAGCUUACAGCCCUGCUUUUAUCCAGCAACACCUGUCACUGUGGGACGUCUUGCAAUUCAGCGACAAGCCGCACAGGUCAGACGGGCCAGUGAACAUGGAGAAUCUCCCUGUGAACAAUAACAAUGGUCAGUCAUAUGGUUAUACACUGUAUGAAACCACUAUCACUGGUGGAGGUGCCCUAAACUCCAGGAACAACAUUAGAGACAGAGCAAUGGUUUUUGUGAACAGGGAGUGUGUUGGUUGUUUGGACUAUAAGACUCAUGAGGUUGCACUCCCUGAUGGAAAGGGGGAGAGGACAUUAAGCUUCCUUGUGGAGAACUGUGGAAGAGUGAAUUAUGGGAAAGCUCUGGAUGAACAGCGCAAAGGUAUUGUGGGAGACAUUGUGUUGAACAACACCCCACUGAGAGGAUUUUCCAUCUCCUGCUUUGAUAUGAAGCCCAGCUUUAUAAAAAGAUUAACAAAUUCAGGCCAAUGGAAAACUGACUUCAAGUCCCAUUGUGUCCCCGGGUUUUUCCAGGCCAGGCUCUGUGUCGAUGGCCCUCCCAAAGACACCUUUGUCAGCCUUCGUAGUUGGGGUAAAGGCGUUAUAUUUGUCAAUGGGCAGAACCUUGGACGUUAUUGGUUUAUUGGCCCCCAGCAUUUCCUUUAUCUCCCAGCACCUUGGCUUAGAAGUGGAGAGAAUGAGAUUAUUGUCUUUGAGGAACAACGGGUGCAUGAUAAACUACUGUUUGCUGAAAAUCCUGAUUACGGAAAGGUUAUCGAUGUGUACAAACUUCCUUUCUGCACAUUGCUGUGAACAUGCUGUAAAACAACAAACUAACUUUAACACAUACACACAGACAAA
Neolamprologus brichardi is the source of this 1882-nucleotide messenger RNA. RefSeq names its product galactosidase beta 1 like 2 (gene glb1l2). Gene Ontology annotation, biological process: carbohydrate metabolic process. Gene Ontology annotation, molecular function: beta-galactosidase activity. The record is from RefSeq and is a predicted model, not a curated record. Lineage: Eukaryota; Metazoa; Chordata; Actinopteri; Cichliformes; Cichlidae.